UCACCGGAAGUAGUUCCUUCCCGCUCCCCAGUCGGGGGCCAUGGCGGCCGAGGAGGCGGAUGUGGAGGCCGUGGCGCGCGGGGGUUUCCGCUGCCGCCUCUGCCACGUGACGACGGCCAACCGACCCAGCCUCGAUGCCCACCUGGGCGGCAGGAAGCACCGCCGCCUCCAGGAGCUGCGAGCUACCCGCCAGUCCCAGGGGAUGCGCAGUGUCUAUGUCAGCGGUUUCCCCAGGGGUACGGACCCCUCCCAGCUGUCUCAGUACUUCCAGACUUUUGGGCCCGUUUCGGGCAUCGUCAUGGACAAAGACAAGGGCGUCUUUGCCAUCGUGGAGCUGGGCGACGUGGGCACCAGGGAAGCCGUCCUGUCCCAGCCCCAGCACCGCCUGGAAGGCCACCGGCUCCGAGUGCGGCCCCGGGAGCAGAAGGAAUUCCGGGCCCUGGCGCCCGGCUCCCUCGGGGGGAGGCCCCUGGACAGCCAGCAACUCGUCCGGGCCCUGGCCGAGGCCCCAGAUGUGGGAGCCCAGAUGGGGAAACUCGUGGAGCUGUGGGAGCUCUCCGGGCCCGAGCGCCAGCUGCGGGAACUCGUGGUGGCGCUGAUGCAGGAGGUCUUCACGGAAUUCUUCCCCGGCUGCGUGGUCCGACCCUUUGCUCCUUCAUGAAAUGGUUUCGAUGUCCACGGCUGCGACCUUGACCUCUUUCUGGACCUGGGGGGAUGUACAGGAGCUCUUCCCUUCCCACAACAGGAUCUGAAGGUGCCAGACUCUCCGGGCCUGGAUUCCGCCCUGGCUUCUCCCGUGGACGCUCAGGUCCUCGCGUCUACCUCAGCCUCGCCCCCGGCGUCUCCCCAAGACUCUGAGCCUCCUGUCUUCCCCGUCGCCCCCCGGACCCCGGACUCCGCCCUGGCUUCGGAGACCCCCGCCUCCCCACAGUCCUCACCCUCCGGCUCCCCUCUGCCGAAGAGUCGGGCGAAGGGGGCCCGGAGAGGCCGUGGAUCGGCGGAGGCCGCCCAGGGGAAGGCGGGCGAGGAGAAGGCCACGCUGGAGCUGGUGGGCUCCGUCCUCAGGGGCUGCGUCCCCGGAGUGCACCGGGUCCGCCCCGUGCCCUCGGCUCGGCGCCCCGUCGUCAAGUUCUGCCACCGGCCUUCCGGCCUGCACGGCGACGUCUCCCUCAGUAACCGGCUGGCCCUAUAUAACUCCCAGUACCUGCGACUCUGCUCCCAACUGGACGGUCGCGUGCGGCCCCUCGUCUAUUCUCUGCGCUGCUGGGCCCAGGGCCGAGGGCUGACAGGGAGCGGUCCCCUUCUCAGUAACUACGCCCUGUCGUUGCUGGCGCUUUAUUUCCUGCAGACCCGGAGCCCUCCUGUGCUGCCUCCCCUUACGCAGCUCAACCAAAUGGCAGGUGAGGGGGAGCAGGUAGAGGUCGACGGCUGGGACUGUUCUUUCCCCCAGGACGCCUCCCGGCUGGAGCCCAGCACCAACGUGGAGGCCGUCAGCUCCCUUCUUUCCCAGUUCUUCUCGUGCGUGUCUGCCUGGGACCUGCGAGGAUCCGUGUUGUCCCUGCGGGAAGGCCGGGCGCUGGCCGUGGCCGGGGGCCUGCCCCGCGGAGCCUGGGGGGGCCUACGCCUCGGCCCCCUCAACAUACAAGACCCUUUCGACCUCAGCCACAACGUGGCCGCCAACGUGACCGGCCGGGUGGCCGGGCGGCUGCAGAGCUGCUGCCGCGAGGCGGCCAGUUACUGCCGCAGCCUCCGGUUCCGGCGCCUCUGCCCCCGGGGCCGGGACUGGGGGCUGCUCCCCCUCCUGCGGCCCGGUCCCCGCGACCCCCCGCCGCCGCCAGCCGCCCCCAUCCCGCUGCCGCCCGGCCCGGCCGCCCAGCUCGCCGCCGCCGUGGCCCGGGUGCUGAAGGAGGCGUUGGGCUGCCGACUGGGACGAGGGGGCAAGAGGCGGCGGUCGGAGAGGCGGGGGGGGACCCCGCAAGGAGGAGGAAGUAAGAGGGCCAGGCGCGCCGGGGGCGAGCGGGGGCCCCAAGAGGAGCAGAAACCCCCCGGAAGUGGGGAGCAGCCGGACGGCGGCGGCGACCGGGAAGAGCAAAGCGGGGGGGAGGAGAAGAUGGGUCUGGAGCUCCGAAGGCACGGGCGAGAGCCGGCCCUGGCGGCCGGAGGGCAGCCGAGUCCGGUCGGUGCGGACGCGGGGCGGCCGCCGGCUCGGGAGCCCGGCGGAGGGUCGGGAACGGAGGAGGGCCAGGAGACCCCCUCUCCUUCCGUGGCCACCUGGCGUUGGGCCCUUGACCACCGGGCGUGGCAGGGGCGGCGGCGGGCUCGGCGCCAGUUGAAGAAGGAGGCCGGAGCAAGCUGGCUGGAGGCCGAGGCCCAGGUGACCCGAGAGCUGAGGCGCCAGGAGCUGGGGGAGCCCGGUCCCGAGACCGACCCCCUCCUGACGUUCACCGCCUCGGCCUCCCCCUCCGGCCUGGUCCUGAGCCCCGGCCACGAUCCCCAGGGCCUCUUCCCCGACCUCCAUCACUUCCUGCAGAGUUUCCUGCCUCAGGCCCUGAGACACGUCCAGCAGUGUGGGCCUGGAGACUGACGGGGCCGGAGGGAAGGAGGUGGCAAUAAAGCUGUGCGGUUUUUUUUUUGGUUUUUUUA
Messenger RNA from Ornithorhynchus anatinus (platypus), 2643 nucleotides. RefSeq names its product terminal uridylyl transferase 1, U6 snRNA-specific (gene TUT1). Gene Ontology annotation, cellular component: mitochondrion. NCBI's taxonomy places the organism in Eukaryota, Metazoa, Chordata, Mammalia, Monotremata, Ornithorhynchidae. The record is from RefSeq and is a predicted model, not a curated record. Gene Ontology annotation, molecular function: RNA binding; poly(A) RNA polymerase activity.